Boeremia exigua is the source of this 717-nucleotide messenger RNA. RefSeq lists its product as uncharacterized. Lineage: Eukaryota; Fungi; Ascomycota; Dothideomycetes; Pleosporales; Didymellaceae. The record is from RefSeq and is a predicted model, not a curated record. The transcript is spliced from 2 exons. Bases 1 to 717 code for a protein of 238 amino acids.
AUGCGAUCUUUUGGCUUCCUUCUCGCUCUCUUUCUUUCUUUCACUGUGUCAUCUUACGCCUGGCCUAGCAAUGGAUACUCAGCCCUUGAAGUACGUCGGAAUGGCGAUGGCAAUAGCACAGAUUCCAACAAUGCCGAGCGCGCCCUCAAGAAAUCGUGCAAGAAGAUGCGCGGACUCAGCGUGUUCUCUCAAGUCGCAGCCAACCAGACCAAGCUAGACGCAUUGGUUGCAGAAGGCAAGCUCACGACUACUGAAGUGGAUGCCAUCAAAGCAAAAGCUGCAAAUGUCACCACAGAGCUGCAGUCAAUGCAGUCCAACGCAACACUAGUCAGCGAAUGCGCUGUUGUGAACGCUGAACAGAAGAGCGUUAGCCAGUGCAAGAAGAUGAAGAAAUUGACAAAGCUAGCGGCGCUGGCUGGCAAUGAAACUGCCAUGGCUGCCCUCGAGCAGAAGAAGGGCUUGAACGAUACAGGUAUCGCGAAACUGAAGGCAAAGAUUGAGAAAGCGUCAACAAAGCUGCAAGAGAUGCAGUCCAACACCACACUGACAGCAUUCUGUGCCCAGCAAAAGCAGCAGAACAACGACGCUUCGGACUCAGAUGGAACCACUGCAAGCCAAGUCCAGCAGGGAACUAGCGCCGCCCAAGGCCUUACUGCGCAAACCAUACCUUUAAUUCUCGUGUCAACACUUGCCGUCGUCUUUACCGUGUUCCUCUAA